AUGACCGAUACACAUCGCCUACAAGACAAGGUCGCGAUCGUGACAGGGUCCUCGUCCGGUCUCGGUCGCGCGAUCGCGAUCCGAUAUGCGCAGGAAGGUGCCAAAUUGAUAUGCGCGGAUCUAACACCCACGGCAAGGACACAGGAAGAAAGCUCGGUUACCACGCAGGAGUUGAUAGUGCAGGCUGGUGGUGAGGUGUUAUUUGUACAGACGGAUGUGUCCGACGCAACAGCGAUGGGGAGCGUCGUGGCCGCUGCUGUGAAGCAAUACGGUCGACUGGAUAUGCAGGCCGUUAUAUUUACCCUUCAAGGCCCUUAUCAAUCAUCUGACGUGUUUUUUUUCUUCUUUUAA
Messenger RNA from Penicillium olsonii, 351 nucleotides. The record is from the annotation of a GenBank genome assembly. NCBI's taxonomy places the organism in Eukaryota, Fungi, Ascomycota, Eurotiomycetes, Eurotiales, Aspergillaceae.